Messenger RNA from Aspergillus novofumigatus IBT 16806, 2272 nucleotides. RefSeq names its product fungal specific transcription factor domain-containing protein. The coding region runs from base 368 to 1789 and encodes 473 amino acids. The record is from RefSeq and is a predicted model, not a curated record. Gene Ontology annotation, biological process: DNA-templated transcription; regulation of DNA-templated transcription. The transcript has 4 exons. Lineage: Eukaryota; Fungi; Ascomycota; Eurotiomycetes; Eurotiales; Aspergillaceae. Gene Ontology annotation, cellular component: nucleus. Gene Ontology annotation, molecular function: DNA-binding transcription factor activity, RNA polymerase II-specific; transcription cis-regulatory region binding; zinc ion binding.
GACUACAUGAGGAUCUCAUUGUUGUUCUUGAUAGUGAUUAUAGUAUCGACUCUACAUAACCAGAAUGAGUAGGGAGAAAGGUGGACCAUGUGGCGUGCGUAUAUUGCCGCCAAAUGAAGGUAUUCGGAACAGCACCCCCUUUACUACUGAAAGCAGUUUAAGUUCAGCAGCGAGCGUGCGAUCGGUACGAUAAGCUUCCUGCCCCUUUUUAAGAUGCUCCAAGGCAAACAAAGUGUGCUCAAUCGACCCGUCUUUCCGGCGGCAAAAAAAGCAACAGAAGCUAGCCGAAAUCGAACAAGAGCUGCAGCAACUCAAGAACCAGUUGCAAAGUCACGACCAGCGAUAUCAGAGUAGGGCUAACAAUGUCAUGAGCCCUCGCUCAUGUCUUCGUAUAAACGAAGAAACCGAGAGGAUUGACCUUUCCUCGAUGGACAAAACCGUGGGGAGCGUCUGCAUACCACAAGCAGUGGUCCAGACCCUUUUGAACGAAUAUUAUGCUAAUUACCACAUGUUCCUCCCCAUUCUUCCCGGUCAAGCAGUCUUCAGUGCCUACACUCAUUCUUCUGAUCUCCUUUUCUCAGUGGUGAUGUUGACUGCUCUUAGACGAUUGUCAAAGCAUUAUGAUCUCUAUCUGUCGCUUGUUGAUGUUGUGCGAUCGCUGUUGGCGAAUCAUUUGCUGUCGGCAAGUGGUACCAUUCAGACAAUGCAAGCACUAUUAUUACUCUGUCACUGGCCACUUCCAUUCGACAGAAAUGAAGAUCCAUCGCAUGCCCUCAUUGCACAGGCUACUCAUCUUGGACUUCGCCUAGGCCUUCAUAGACCGGGUCAUGGAAGAGAAUUCCUGGCUCAUCCCUCCCCUGUGGAAGAUAUGGAACAUAUACGGCAAAUGACAUGGGUAGCCUGCUUUAUUUCGAAUAUCAGUGUCAGUGCUCAGCUGGGACUUCCAGCCACAGUCCAGCUCGAUGACGGCCUCCUGGAGAUACUGGCCUCGAAGGGCCCCUGGCUUCGGGAAACCCUGCUCUGUCAAUUGCAGAUAGCCUCAGUGGCCUCGCGGAUUAGCUCAGCACUUGGGAGCCACAAAUGGACCACCGGGUGUCCGACACAUGAGUACAAUCUAAUGGUUCGCCAUUUCGAGACAGACCUGCGCGUGCUAGAGAUUCAAUGUGCUGCUUCCUGGUCGUUGGCAGAUCACAUUGUAUAUCUCGGCACUCAGCUCAUGCUUUAUAUCAUUGCCCUCAGUGCGGACGAAGGUAAACAAGCCAGCUCACCGUCCUCCUGGGUGGCUUUUGGUUAUAGCACGGCGAUUUGCCUGAUUCAGAAGGCUUCUUCAAUGGAAAGCAAAUGGCUAUUUGCGCCCGUCCGCCUUCAUAAGAUUGUUUUGAACGCGGUCUGCUUCCUCGUACUAUUAAAGCGGUUCCGAUACUGGGAGUCUCUUGAUUUUGAUCUGCUUCUACUUAGCAGCACAAUCAACCAGGGGCUUGGGUUAUUACCAGGGUUGUCAGUAACUCCAGGAGACUUUAUGUCUCGUGCAUUGUCAUUGCUCGACCAGUUCAGCCAACUUACUGACAAGUUCCAAUCUCGAGACAUGCCGAAUGAAUUCUUGCCGGUGAAGUUCAGAAUGGGGGCGAAUGUAGCUCUCAGCACGGCAGUUCGAGCGAGGGAACUGAUACAAAAGCAACGGGAUCAUCAAGGGUGUUCUGAUAUGGUUGAUCUGGGAGCUAUGCAGGACAUUGAUCAGCUUUUGGACUUGGACUGGAGUGAAUUGUUUGGAACAGGAUUCGGUGCCUGACUGUCGAAUGCUAAACGAGUCAGACAUUCACUGAACAGAUGCUUACGCCCAAACUAGGGUCAAUGAUCGUGGGGCGGAAUGCCGCCCAUGUCCAGCGAAAGACGCCACCCUUGCCGGAGGAAUACACGACCAAGUCUUUCCAUCACGACCUGGAAAGUUGGAAUCUGCUCUGGGAUGUGGUGCAGAAAGAGACCGGCAUGAGAUUUCGGAUGGAAACUUGGGAACAACCCGAUCAAGACCUCAUGGAUCAUCCAGAACUGGGGUAUAUAUGAUGUACUUCACCGUGUCUCUGGAGUGACAGGAAUAUUAGUGGAAUAGCCCUGUUUUCCACACCCUGUGGUCGUAUGUGCUUGAUUCGUAGCACGUCUUACUCAUAUAGCAUUUGUGGAAUAAGUUUGGAAGACCAACAAGACGUCAAAUGACCUAGAUUUUUGCAUGAUGAGCCCAUAAUUAUGGAUAAGGCGAGUCAAUCAGAGAUACUCG